CGAUGAUGCAUUGGUCUCCCAUGCGAACAAAAUCCGGCUUAAUUAUUCAUAUCAUUUCAUCACGCAAGCAUCGGACAUAACGGCCCUAUUAGUGUCUGUGGCUGUCCAUCUUGUUCCAUACUCUUGUAUAAUGUACUCGUGGUUUCCUCCGGCUAGCCCGAACGCUACUUGAUCCGAUCCCAUAUAUUAAGAUCUCGCCACCCGUCCCUGACACUCUAUUGCACUAUGCUGGCAUUAGAUCUGAGACGUCAACAUCACCACACUCGUGCCUUCGAUCAUCACCCGUCUCCAGCACUACUACAACCACACAUCUUCUCCACUCUUGACGCUCUGCUCUAUUCGCAGAGCUCGCCGUCGCCCUCGAUCAUCAACAGCGACAACAACGGUACCGCCAGCGGCGAAACAAACAAGCCAGGCUACCUCGACGCGCAAUCAUUGAUUGACUCAUCGUCGCAAAGUCAAGCCGCGAAUCCUAGUCCGCACAUGACGGGUCACUUCUAUCAAAACCCUGCCAUAAGGGUACAGCAGUCGUCGCCUGCUCCAGGCCCACAGUUGCCACAGUCCCUUAGCAAUCCUUCUCCGUACGAUAAUUGGAGCAAUACCCCCAUGAUGGCGAACCGCUCUCUUCAGGCAGCCGCCUUUCAGCGAAACAGGUCGGCGCAUCAACGCGCGCAGUCAUCGUCGUCCAUGGGCUCAAAUGCGACGGGGUCGCCGUACUCGCAAGGUCAUCCGUCGUAUGGUUAUAGCCUCAACGACACCGCAGCGGCAUGCAAAAAUGAUCACACGUUCAGCAGUGCCCCGGACCAGUCGUGCGCCAGCCCGUUCUCGAACCAUCUACCGACACCUUCGCAGACACCUACGCAAGAAUCUUUCUUGAGUACGAGUUAUCCCACCUCCUCUUAUCCUCAUGGUGGAGACAUGAACGGUGCCAUGUCUGCUCAUCUAACAGUAAACAACAACAUCGACCAUCACUCCAACGCCGACGAAGACAUUCCGGGCAUGUCCCAUUCCGGCAGGCAGUCGGUGUCUAGUCUGGGCCAAGACCCGUCGACUCCUCGCACCAUUCCAGAGAACUAUGAUGAUGGAUUCAAAAUUCCUUCCCAUGGUGAGAACUCUCCUACAUUGUCCUCGAUCGGCAUCGACGCAUGGCUGGAUGAAAACUUACAAUUUGACGACGCGGCAGACCAGCAGAUGAGAUUUCCAAAGCUUGACAGGACUGUCUCUGAUGCCUACAGCGAUGCGCUGUUCAGCGGUGCCAACAUCGCCCCAUCCUCCGCCACCUCUGCACCCAAAUCUACCCAGCUCCUAUCACCUCACCGCAACAUCAUCAACGAAUACCUGCAGGCGGCCCAGAUAGCACGGUCGCAGUCGCCGGCCAGCACGGCAUCAAGAGGUGUUUCGCCGUUCAGGGCAGGCUCGCCUUUCGUUCAAGGUGUUUACAGCCAGAUGCAAAGACCAUAUACCGCUGCGUCAGUACGGCAGGCUCAGCAAGCACGCGCGUCGCAAAUGGAGAUGUCGCAGCACAUGUCGCAGCGAAGCAACGACACACCCAAGACCAUCUCGCCUAAGGAUGCAGUUUUGGAUUACAGCGAAACGGAGGCAGACUCGAAAAUGCCACCGUUUUCCGAGAGCGAGGCGUCACAGUUCGAUCAGCAGUUUGGGGGUGGUCAACAAAAUUUCUCGGCGCAGAUCCAGAACAUCUCUCGACUCAACCCCAGUUCGACGAGCGCCUGGACCAAUGAUGUGCGGCAGAGACCAGACGAAGUUUCGAGCACCGACUCCGCAUCGUUCAACUUCACGGUUCCAACGAUGACUGGAUACGCCCAGUCACUUCCGUUCUCUUCGCAGGCUUACCGCGCAGAGACUUCGACAAAGCAGGAAGAGACGCCGGAGUUCCCCGCUCACCUCACAUCGAUGGACUCAAGCGCAAGCGAGGCCCCCGCCUCGAGUACCAACAGCAACUACACUGAAACCACGAAACCUGUUCCCUCCACGGCGGAUAGCGGCACGUACACCUGCACAUUCCACGGCUGCAACCUCCGCUUCGAGACGCCCCAGAAGUUGCAGAAGCACAAGCGCGAGGGUCAUCGGAACACGGCAUCUGCCUCUAACGUAACUCCGGGAAUCGGAAGCGGGAUGACGUCAGCGCAACUGGCCGCGCGCAACUCGCAGUCGGGUCCACACAAGUGCGAGCGCAUCAAUCCAACGACUGGCAAGCCAUGUAAUACCAUCUUCUCUCGGCCGUACGAUUUGACACGGCACGAAGACACAAUUCAUAAUGCGCGCAAGCAAAAAGUUCGCUGCGCGCUCUGCGUAGAGGACAAGACAUUCUCACGCAACGAUGCGCUGACGAGACACAUGCGCGUGGUACAUCCAGAGGUGGACUUUCCAGGCAAGCAUCGCAGACGAGGCGCUCACGAUUGAAACGAAUUGAUUGGCCUUUUGGACCACAUCAAAGCCCUCUCUUCGACCGGCCAGAAUGGCCACGACAUCCAUGGCAGCGGCGUUCUCUUUCGACUUUGGUCGUGAUUAGUACUCUUUGUCGUCACGAUGAUCCGAUUUGGACCGCCGGACGUGUUCCCUGCAUCUUGAGCGUUCUAGAUCCCUUUGGCAUCUUUCAAGCCCAUUCCGGCAACGACUUGGCCUGUUACUUUCUCAGCUUGUACUCUUGAUGGCCAUUCUCUCUGCUUGUGCGACCUCUUGAUUUUGUUUGGGUUGGACGGACAUGUUACGAGCAUUUACGAAUUUUGGAUCACGAGUCUUGACGGUCCUUACCUUUAUGUGUAUACCCCCCCCCCCUAUUUCACUUCGAAUUGUCCAGAAAACGUUUCCCUUUUUCUUUUUCUUCUUUGUCUUUAUUGUACGCAGAGGUUACAAAACACGGUUUCAUGACGUGGGCUGAAAUUGGUAUAGACGGCACAACCAGGGUGUGAUAUAUUUUUUGGGGGGUCGGAUGUCACCCUGUAUUAUUAUUAUCAUCGACUCGUCUCCAUCGGUUCUAUGUUCCGUAUUGGUGCGUGUUGUGUAUAUGAUUGCGAAGGCACACGGGCUGAAAAAGACGUGGGCUUUUAAUGUACAAUUUUUUUGCGGAUAUUCCAUCAAAAAGGUCAAUCUUCUCUGUAUAAUUGACUAUAGUGUUCUUCCAGAAGAGAAUGCGCAAAGGAUCAAGCCC
Messenger RNA from Verruconis gallopava, 3172 nucleotides. RefSeq lists its product as uncharacterized. Lineage: Eukaryota; Fungi; Ascomycota; Dothideomycetes; Venturiales; Sympoventuriaceae. Gene Ontology annotation, biological process: regulation of transcription by RNA polymerase II. The record is from RefSeq and is a predicted model, not a curated record. The transcript has a single exon. Bases 226 to 2424 code for a protein of 732 amino acids. Gene Ontology annotation, cellular component: nucleus.